UGGAGACGAGGGCACAGGUGUGGUGUUGGCAGGGGCGGCCGCCCAGGUGCCCGCUCCCACGGCUUGGCCUUGGGGUGGGGGCGGGCCACGCCUCGUCAGCUCGGGUCCCCUGCUCCGCCCUGCUCCGCGGGGCCCCCAGACUGAUGGCUGGCCUGAACGUGUCCCUGUCCUUCUUCUUCGCCACCUUCGCCCUGUGCCAGGUGGCCCGGAGGGCGUCCAAGGCCCUGCUCCCCGCGGGCGCCUACGCCAGCUUCGCGCGGGAGGCGGUGGGCGCGGCCCAGCUGGGGGCCUGCUGCCUGGAGCUGCGGAUGUUGGCGGAGCUGGGCCCCUGGGCGGGGGGCUUCGGCCGCGACGUGCUGCUGACCCUCGUCUUCCUCCUCUUCCUGGCGCACGGGGCGACCUGCGAUGGGGCCUGGGCCAACCCCACGGUGUCUCUGCAGGAGCUCCUCCUGGCCGAGGCCUCUCUGCCCGGCGCGCUGCUGCAGCUGGCGGCCCAGGGGCUGGGCGUGCAGGCGGCCUGCGCCCUCACGCGGCUCUGCUGGGCCUGGGAGCUCAGCGACCUGCACCUGCUCCAGAGCCUCAUGGACGCUCACUGCAGCUCCGCCCUGCGCACCUCCGUGCCCCACGGCGCGCUGGUGGAAGCUGCCUGCGCCUUCGCCUUCCACCUGACCCUCCUCCGCUUCCGGAACAGUCUUCCUGUCUACAGGGUGCCCGCCGUGGCCCUGCUGGUCACCGUCAUGGCCUACGCAGCUGGGCCUCUCACGUCUGCCUUCUUCAACCCCACACUGGCCACCUGGGUCACCUUCCGCUGCUCGGGCCACACGGUGCUGGAGUACGCGCAGGUGUACUGGCUGGGGCCUCUCGCAGGCAUGGUGCUGGCUGUCCUGCUGUACCACGGCCGCCUUCCUCGCCUCUUCCGGAGGAACCUGCUGUACAGCCAGAGGAGCAAGUACCGAACCCCCAGAAGGAAGCUGGCCCCGGGGUCGGGAGCCGCCCAGACGCCUGCAGAGGGGCGCAGCAGCCGGGAGCCUGGAGCCGAGGGGGCCCAGACCCGCACCCUGCUCUCCCCCAAAACCAGUUGUCAAUAAACCAUAUUCCUGAGA
Messenger RNA from Nyctereutes procyonoides (raccoon dog), 1103 nucleotides. RefSeq names its product aquaporin-12B-like. Gene Ontology annotation, cellular component: cytoplasm; membrane. The coding region runs from base 144 to 1088 and encodes 314 amino acids. Gene Ontology annotation, biological process: transmembrane transport. Lineage: Eukaryota; Metazoa; Chordata; Mammalia; Carnivora; Canidae. The transcript is spliced from 3 exons. The record is from RefSeq and is a predicted model, not a curated record. Gene Ontology annotation, molecular function: channel activity.